Molecule: messenger RNA, 1590 nt
Organism: Amblyraja radiata (thorny skate)
Lineage: Eukaryota; Metazoa; Chordata; Chondrichthyes; Rajiformes; Rajidae
Gene: tnfaip6
Product: tumor necrosis factor, alpha-induced protein 6
Exons: 7
Coding region: 190-984 (264 amino acids)
Biological process (GO): negative regulation of inflammatory response; cell adhesion
Molecular function (GO): hyaluronic acid binding
Source: RefSeq, a predicted model, not a curated record
GGUUGUAACAAACGAGUUCAGUAUUACAACUGUCCAAGCCCAGGUCAUGGGCCAUUCAGGAUAACAAUUCUCGGCAGCUGAGCUACUGUGUGUGUACGGACCUGCGUUUCAUACGUAUUUUCCAGUUUUGCUUCUUCGAGCAAUACCAUUUAUACGAACAACUCUAAGCCUAGAAGUACAACUGUAGCCAUGUCUCUGUUGGUCUUUUUCUUUAUUUUACUGUGGCAUGAGACAGUGAACUGGGGGAUGAAAGAUGGAGUUCUGCACAAUUCAAUUUGGUUAGAACAAGCCGCUGGUGUUUAUCACCGAGAAUCACGCAAAGGAAGAUACCAGCUUACUUUGAGAGACGCUAAAGUGCUUUGCAACCAUGAAGGUGGCAACCUUGCAACGUACAAUCAGUUAAUGGCAGCCCAGAAAAUAGGGUUUCACGUGUGUGCAGCUGGAUGGCUUGCUCGAGGAAAGGUCGGUUACCCAAUAGUAAAACCUGGACCCAACUGCGGACAUGGAAAAACUGGUAUCAUUGACUAUGGAUAUCGAGUUAACAAAAGUGAACAAUGGGAUGCUUACUGCUACAAUCCAAAUGCAAAACAAUGUGGUGGUGUUCUAACAAAUCCAGAGCGUAUUAUCACUUCUCCAGACUACCCAAAUGAAUAUGAACAUCAACAGAUCUGCUACUGGCACAUCCGAAUAAAAUACAAGCAACGUGUUCAUAUACGUUUUCUGGAAUUUGAUGUAGAAGAUGACCCUUCCUGCUUGUCUGACUACCUUGAAAUAUAUGAUGGUUACGAUGACGUGCUGGGCUUUGUUGGCAGAUUUUGUGGAGAUCAGUUACCAGAGGAUAUCAUUAGUACAGGCAAUGUUAUGACUUUGAAGUUCUUGUCAGAUUCAUCAGUUUCAGCAAAAGGUUUUGUUCUUUUGUAUCAAGCCAUCAAUUCACCAACUCAUUUUUCAGACCCUGAUUCAAAAAACAGUACGAGGCAAUGAAAUCACAAGGAUGCCCAGAUAUCUAAUCAGACCUGCUGUUCAAAUAAUUGAAUUACUCGUCUCAUCACAGAACAAGAUUAAGCUUGGAAUCUCUUAGUUUUACUCUUAAUGUUACUUGGCAGUUUAGAAUAAAUUAAUCUAACAGAAACAUGGUUUUUCAAUAAUAGCAUUCCAUUUAACAUUUACACGGCUUUAAAACUGCAACAUGAUAUUUAAAAAUAAUUAUCAACAACAUAGCAGUUCACAUGUGCUUAGGCUACCACCUCUUUUGAGAAAACACAUUGUAGAAGAGUUUAAUUCUGUAUGUGUCUGAUAUUCCGUUAGUUUACAAUAUCUGUUUAAUAUAACAUUUAUUAAUAAACGAGCAGUUAUCCUCAAAAUACCACCCAGACCUGAAUGCAAGAAAAUCAGGUAUUAUUCUUUCUGUUAAUGGCUUCUUCCUGUUUUUACUAUGUGUUAUUAUGUACUUUACAAUGUGAUAUGAAAUAAUCUAAUCAUCAAAUUGAUAUAAAUGUAUCUAUAUUUUUUCCACGGUGUGCUCAUAUACUACGUGCAUGUUUUACUUUGAGAAAUUCACUGUCAAUAAAGUGUUCCACCUAAAAAAAA